This is a messenger RNA of Lepus europaeus (European hare), 7703 nucleotides long. RefSeq names its product ROS proto-oncogene 1, receptor tyrosine kinase (gene ROS1). Bases 1 to 7197 code for a protein of 2398 amino acids. The record is from RefSeq and is a predicted model, not a curated record. Gene Ontology annotation, cellular component: membrane; signaling receptor complex. Gene Ontology annotation, biological process: regulation of TOR signaling; protein phosphorylation; cell surface receptor protein tyrosine kinase signaling pathway. Gene Ontology annotation, molecular function: transmembrane receptor protein tyrosine kinase activity; protein binding; ATP binding. NCBI's taxonomy places the organism in Eukaryota, Metazoa, Chordata, Mammalia, Lagomorpha, Leporidae. The transcript is spliced from 45 exons.
AUGCCCGAGUGCGCGGUGAAACUGCCCCCUCCAGGCGGUGCCAGCCGCUCAGGGGUGGGCAUGCCGGGACGACCUACGUUGGAAACCCGAAGUUGUUUUCAUGAUAGGAUGAUGACGGUGGCAAGACCGCGGGUGAGAGGCCUGAGCGGGUGGCAUCGGCCCAGAAAUGCCUCACGGUGCGGCAUCGCAGCGGAGACUCGGAGAGUGAACGGGACUCGGGCUAGUGGAAGGCAAGGGCAGAAGAACGAGGGGUGCCGGGGACCCCGGUGGUCGGAGCGUGGUGAACAGGGUCGGCAGCUUGAUACUGGCACACCAUACAAUCUGAGUGAGCCGUGUAUCCAAGGAUGUCAUUUUUGGAACUCUGCAGAUCAGGAAAACUGUGAUUUAAAGUGUAAUGAAACUUAUGCCACGGUUUCUGAGCGAGAGUUCUGUGAGGUUGGCUGCAGCAGUGCCAAAGGUGCUUAUGAAGAGGAAGUACUAGAAAAUGCUGAGCUCCCCACUGCACCCUUUGCUUCUUCCAUUGGAAACCAUAGCGUGACACUGGGAUGGAGACCUGCCAACAUCUCUGGAGUAAAAUACAUUGUUCAGUGGAAAUAUGCACAACUUCCUGGAAGCUGGACUUACACUGAGACUGUGUCCAACCCCUCAUAUGUGGUUGAGCCCCUGCAUCCCUUCACUGAAUAUGUUUUUCGAGUGGUUUGGAUCUUCACAGCGCAGCUACAGCUUUAUUCUCCACCCAGUCCCGCUUACAGGACUCAUCCUUAUGGAGUUCCUGAAACUGCCCCUGUCAUUACGAAUAUUGAGAGCUCAAGUCCCAAUACUGUGGAAGUCAGCUGGGAUCCACCUCAAUUCCCAGGUGGACCGAUUUUGGGUUAUAACUUAAGACUGAUCAACAAAAAUCAAAAGUUAGAUUCAGGGACGCAGAGAACAAGUUUCCAGUUUUAUUCUACAUUACCAAAUACCACCUACAGGUUUUCUGUUGCAGCAGUAAAUGGAGUUGGUGAGGGGCCGGAAGCAAAAUCUAGUAUUACCACUUCAUCCCCGGCAGUCCAAGAAGAGGAACAGUGGCUUUUUUUAUCCAGAAAAAUGUCACUAAGAAAGAGAUCUUUAAAACACUUAGUAGAUGAAGCACAUUGCCUUUGGUCAGAUGCUAUACACCAUAAUAUUACAGGAAUAUCAAUUAAUGUCCACCAGCAUGCUGUAUAUUUCUCUGAAGGACCUCUCAUUUGGGUGAAGAAAGCUGCCAACAUAUCUGAUGUGUCUGAUCUGAGAAUUUUUUAUAGAGGUUCAGGAUUAAUUUCUUCUAUCUCCAUAGAUUGGCUUUAUCAGAGAAUGUAUUUCAUCAUGGAUGAACGGGUAUGUGUCUGUGAUUUAGAGAAUUGUUCAAGCAUUAUGGAAAUUCCUCUUCCUUCUAAUAAUGUACCUCAAAAAAUUGUGGCUGAUUCCUACAAUGGGUAUGUCUUUUAUCUCCUGAACGACGGCAUUUACAGAGUGAAUCUCCCCAUGCCAUCUGCUCAGGACACUCCAGCUGUGCGUAUUGUGGAGAGUUUCACCUUAAAGGACUUUGCAGUAAAGCCGCAAUCCAAGCGAAUCAUUUACUUCAAUGACACCGCCCAAGUCUUCAUGUCAACAUUUCUGGAUGGCUCUGCUUCCCAUCUUGUUCUACCUCAUGUCCCCUUUACUGAGGUGAAGAGCUUUGCUUGUGAGAACAAUGACUUCCUUGUCACAGAUGGCAAGGCUGUUUUCCAGCAAGACUCAAUGUCUUUUAAUGAAUUCAUUGUUGGGUGUGACCUAAGUCACAUUGAAGAAUUUGGGUUUGGUAACUUGGUCAUCUUCAGCUCAUCCAUCCAGAUGCACCCUCUGCCAGCCCGGCCUCAGGAGCUCUCCGUGCUGUUUGGUUCUUACCAGGCCCUGGUUCAGUGGAAGCCUCCUGCUCUCGCCAUAGGAGCCAGCCCUUCCGCCUGGCAGAACUGGACUUACGAGGUGAAAGUGUCAACCCAAGAUCUUCCUGAAAUCACUCAUGUUUUUUCUAACCUAAGUGAAACCAUGCUUAAUGUACCUGAGCUGCAGAGUGCUACAAAAUACAAGGUUUCUGUGAGAGCGAGUUCGCCUAAAGGCUCAGGACCCUGGUCAGAGCCCUCAGUAGGCACUACCCUCGUGCCAGCUACAGAACCACCAUUUAUCAUGGCUGUGAAAGAAGAUGGGCUUUGGAGUAAACCAUUAAAUAGCUUUGGCCCAGGAGAGUUCUUAUCCUCUGAUAUAGGAAAUGUGUCAGACAUGGAUUGGUAUAACAACAGCCUCUACUACAGUGACAUGAAAGGUGACGUUUAUGUGUGGCUGAUGAAUGGGACGGAUAUCUCAGAAAAUUAUCACAUACCCAAUAUUGCAGGAGCAGGGGCUUUAGCUUUUGAGUGGCUAGGCCACUUUCUCUACUGGGCUGGAAAGACAUAUGUGAUACAAAGGCAGUCAGUGUUGACGGGACACACAGACAUUGUGACGCAUGUGAAGCUGUUGGUGAAUGACAUGGCAGUUGAUUCAGUUGGUGGAUAUCUCUAUUGGACCACACUCUACUCAGUUGAAAGCACCAGACUAAAUGGAGAAAGUUCCCUUACACUACAGGCACAGCCUUGGUUUUCUGGGAAAAAGGUAAUUGCUCUUACUUUGGACCUCAGUGAUGGGCUCCUGUAUUGGUUGGUUCAAGACAGUCAGUGUAUUCACUUGUACACAGCUGUUCUUCGGGGACAGAGCACUGGGGAUACCACCAUCACAGAGUUUGCAGCCUGGAGUUCUUCGGAAAUUUCACAGAAUGCAUUGAUGUACUAUAGUGGUCGGCUCUUCUGGAUCAAUGGUUUUAGGAUUAUCACUGCUCAGGAAAUAGGUCAGAGAACCAGUGUGUCUGUUUCAGAACCAGCCAAAUUUAAUCAAUUCACAAUUAUUCAGACAUCUCUCAAACCUCUGCCAGGAAACUUUUCCUUUACUCCUAAGGUUAUCCCUGAUCCUGUUCUAGAGUCUUCAUUUAGGAUUGAAGGAAAUGCUUCCAGUUUUCAAAUCCUGUGGGAUGCUCCCCCUGCCGUAGACUGGGGUAUAGUUUUCUACAGUGUGGAAUUUAGUACUCAUUCUAAGUUCCUGGAUAGUGAACAACAGCCUUUACCUGUAUUUACUGUGGAAGGGCUGGAGCCCUAUGCCUUGUUUAAUCUUUCUGUUACUCCUUAUACCUACUGGGGAAAAGGUCCCAAAACAUCUCUAUCACUUCGAGCACCUGAAACAGUUCCAUCAGCACCAGAGAACCCCAGAAUAUUUGUAUUACCAAGUGGAAAACACUACAACAAGAAUGAAGUUGUGGUAGAAUUUAGGUGGAAUAAACCUACGCAUGAAAAUGGCAUAUUAACAAGAUUUGAAAUUUUCUAUCAAAUAUGCAACCAAAGUGACACAAACAAAACAUUCAAAGACUGGAUUGCUGUCAACGUCACUCCCUCAGUGACAUCUUUUCAACUUGAGGCCAUGAGCCCUGGAUACAUUGUUUCCUUCCAGGUUCGAGUCUUCACAUCCAAGGGGCCAGGGCCGUUUUCUGACAUAGUAAAGUCUAAAACAUCAGAAAUCAACCCAUUUCCUUACCUCAUAACUCUUCUUGGCAACAAGAUAGAUUUUUUAGAUAUGGAUCAAAAUCAAGUUGUGUGGACAUUUUCAUCAGAAAGAGACAUGGGUGCAGUGAGUUACACAGCUGAUGACAAGAUGGGCUAUUAUACUCAAGGAGACACACUCUUCCUUCUCAACUUGCACAACCAUUCCAGCUCUGAGCUAUUCCGAGAUGCACUGGCUCUUGAUAUCAAAGUUAUUACAGUUGACUGGAUUUCAAGGCACCUGUACUUUGCACUGAAAGAAUCACAAAACGGAGUACAAAUAUUUGAUGUUGAUCUUGAACACAAAGUGAAAUACCCCAAGGAGCUGAAGAUUUGUAACAGGAAUUCAACAAUAAUUUCUUUUUCUGUGUAUCCUCUUUUAAGUCGCCUGUAUUGGACAGAAGUUUCCGAUUUUGGCUAUCAGAUGUUCUACUGCAGUAUUAUAAAUCACACCUUGCACCGCAUUCUGCAACUUACAGCCACAAACCAGCAAGAUGGAAAGAGCCAAUGUUCUUGUAAUGUGACUGAAUAUGAGUUAAGUGGAGCAAUGACCGUUGAUACCUCUGACCUAGAAAAACCACAGAUAUACUUUGCCAAAGGGCAAGAGAUCUGGGCUAUGGAUCUGGAAGGAUGUCAGUGUUGGAGAGUUAUCAUGGUGCAUUCUGUGCUUGGAAAAACACUUGCUAGCUUAACUGUGGAUGGGGAGUUUAUUUACUGGAUCAUUCCGGAAAAGGACAGCUCAAAGAUUUAUCAAGCAAAGAAAAGCAAUGGGACCAUUAUCUCGCUGGUGAAGGUCCCAAGAAGGACACAUAUCUUGGCUUACAGUUCAGCUGUGCAGCCUUUUCCAGAUAAAGCAUUUCUGUCUCUAUCUUUGGACAUUGAAGAACCAACUAUACUUAAUGCCACUAACACUAGCAUCACAAUUAGAUUACCUCCUGCCAAGACAAACCUCAUAUGGUACGGCAUCACCAGCCCUACUCCAACAUACAUGGUUUAUUACACAGAAGUUAAGGAUGAGAGAAACAGCUCUGGCUGGAAAUAUAGAAUGCUGGAAUUUCAGGACAAGAUAGCCCUUAUUGAAGGUUUACAACCAUUUUCCACUUAUGUGAUACAGAUAGCUGUGAAGAAUUACUAUUCAGAUCCUUUGGAACAGUUACCUAUGGGAAAGGAGAUUUGGGUUAAAACUGAAAGUGGAGUACCAGAGGCAGUUUUCCUCAUUAAUGCUACCGUACUAUCAGACACCAGCCUCCUUAUAUCCUGGAGAGAAUCUCACAAGCCAAAUGGUCCUAAGGAGUCAGUACGCUAUCAGUUGGCAAUCUCACAUCUGGCCCGAAUUCCUGAGACUCCUCAAAGACAGAGCGAAUUUCCCAAUGGAAGGCUUGCUUUCCUUGUUCCUGGACUGUCUGGUGGACAGCAAUAUGUGUUAAAGGUUCUAGCCUGUCACUCGGAGGAAAUGUGGUGUACUGAGAGUCAUCCUGUCACUGUCAAAAUGUUCGACACACCAGAAAAACCUUAUGCCUUGGUUCCAGAGAACACUAGUCUACAAUUAGAUUGGAAGGCUCCAUCUAAUGUUAACCUUGUCCGAUUUUGGUUUGAACUCCAGAAGUGGAGAUACAAUGAGUUUUACCAUGUUAAAACUUCAUGCAGCCAAGGUCAUAUUUACGUCUGUAACAUCUCCGAUCUCCAACCUUACACUUCCUAUAAUGUCCGAGUAGUGGUGGUUUAUACAACAGGAGAAAAUAGCACCUCACUUCCAGAGAGCUUUAAGACAAAAGCUGGAGUUCCAAGUAAACCAGGCACUCCUAAAUUAUUAGAAGGGAGUGAAAACUCAAUACAUUGGGAACAAGCUGAAGAUAAUGGAAGUAGACUUUUGUACUAUAUCCUUGAGAUCAGAGAGGGCACUUCAAAUGAUUCACAAAAACAGAAUGUGAGGUGGAAGAUGGCAUUUAAUGGAUCCUGCAGCAGCAUUUGCACAUGGAAAUCCAAAAACCUGAAAGGAACAUUUCAAUUCAGAGUUGCAGCUGCAAAUAACCUGGGAUUUGGUGAAUAUAGUGGAAUCAGUGAGAAUAUUUUACUAGCUGGAGAUGGCUUCUGGAUACCUGAAACAAGUUUUAUACUUGUUAUUAUAGUUGGAAUAUUUCUGAUUGUUAUAAUCCCCUUGGCAUUUGUCUGGCAUAGAAGAUUAAAGAAUCAAAAGACUUCCAAAGAAGGGCUGACCAUUCUUAUAAACGAAGACAAAGAACUGGCUGAAUUGCGAGGUCUGGGCGCUGGAGUGGGACUGGCUAAUGCCUGCUAUGCGAUACAUACUCUUCCGACCCAAGAAGAGAUUGAAAAUCUUCCUACUUUCCCUCGGGAAAAACUAACUCUGCGUCUCUUGUUGGGAAGCGGGGCCUUUGGAGAAGUGUAUGAAGGGACAGCAGUAGACAUCUUAGGAGCUGGAAGUGGAGAAAUCAAAGUAGCGGUGAAGACUCUGAAGAAGGGGUCCACAGACCAGGAGAAGAUAGAAUUUCUCAAGGAGGCACAUUUGAUGAGCAAAUUUAAUCAUCCCAACAUUCUGAAGCAGCUUGGUGUUUGUCUGCUAAAUGAACCCCAGUACAUUAUCUUAGAACUGAUGGAAGGAGGAGACCUUCUCACCUAUUUGCGCAAGGCCCGGAUGACAACGUUUCAUGGUCCUUUACUCACCUUGAUUGAUCUUGUAGACAUGUGUGUAGAUAUUUCAAAAGGCUGUGUCUACUUGGAGCAGAUGCACUUUAUUCACAGGGAUCUGGCUGCUCGAAAUUGUCUUGUGUCUGUGAAAGACUAUACUAGUCCUUCACGGAUAGUGAAGAUUGGGGAUUUUGGACUCGCCAGGGACAUCUAUAAAAAUGAUUACUAUAGAAAGAGAGGGGAAGGUCUGCUCCCUGUACGGUGGAUGGCUCCAGAAAGUUUGAUGGAUGGAAUCUUCACUACCCAAUCUGAUGUAUGGUCUUUUGGAAUUCUGAUUUGGGAGAUUUUAACUCUUGGUCAUCAGCCUUAUCCAGCUCAUUCCAACCUUGAUGUUUUAAACUAUGUGCAAACAGGAGGGAGACUAGAGCCACCAAGAAAUUGCCCCGAUGAUCUAUGGAAUUUAAUGACCCAGUGCUGGGCUCAAGAAUCUGACCAGAGGCCUAGUUUCCAUAAAAUUCAAGACCAGCUUCAGUUAUUCAAAAAUUUUUCCUUAAAUUGUAUCUCUCAGUGUAGAGAUGAAAGAAAUAUUGGUGGAGUCAUAAAUGAAGGCUUUGAAGGUGAAGAUGUCAGCAUGAUUUGUUUGAGUUCAGAUGAUGAUGUGAGGCCAAUUGCUUUAAUGGAAACCAAAAACCAAGAAGGACUAAACUAUAUGGUACUUGCUACAGAAUGCAGCCAAAGGGAAGAAAACUCAGAGGGUCCUCUAGGCUCCAAGGAAUCUGAAUCUUGUGGUAUGAGGAAAGGAGAGAAGGAACCACAUGCAGACAAAGAUUUCUGCCAAGAAAAACAAGUGGCUUACUGCCCUCCUGGCAAGGCUGAAGGCCUGAACUAUGCCUGUCUCACUCACAGUGUGUAUGGAGAUGGGGCUGAUUAAGAAUGCUGUUUGGGAAACACGAGUUGCGAUGAAUACUCCCAUUACGUAGUCACUGAAGUAAAAUUUGAGUAGAAUGAUAGAUGCUGUCAUGGUGUAUGAGUGUGCAUCAACACUGUCAAGUUCCUGAAUCCCGAUCAUGGUCCUGAGAGCUGCUGGGGUUCAGCUGUAACAGUCUUCAUACCAACAGCCUAACCUUCAGUAGAGUUGCGAGGUGAACCACUCAGCAUGUGGAAAGCCUGGGGAGACUUUAAAUCUGGAAGGGAAACACUGCUUCCCUCCCCUGUGAAGGUCUUUAAGCCAUUGCUCACCUAUCAGUCUGCACCAUUGUAUAAACAUCUUGGGCAGAUGGAAAGAGACAGAAGUAGGUCUGUCCAGGGAUCUAGAGGAAGGGGCUAAGCAGUGUGUUCAGCGGGCAGACUGAGGUCCAGAUGAUCCCAGAGGGGACGGAAGAAAUGAUGAAUGUGUUCUAUCCAUACAAAAGGAACCAGCACUUGUAGCCUGAGAAA